AUGCUGGCCUUUAGCCAUCUGGUUGGCCCUGCUGUUGCCUGGAUGUUUUUGAUGCUGGCAGGACUCCUAGGGGAAGCAGGUAAAGCCUUGGCCCUACAGUGGAGCUCAGAGAACAGCCUGCUGCUCACCUCUUCUGGCUGUGCCCAGGUGAGCUGCAUAUUCCUGGGGUCUGGCAGGCCUCCUCGGGAAGAUUUGUACCAGGGUCUUCUGACAACACAUUCUCAUAGCCUUCAGAAAAGCUGCAUGACAUUCAUCUUUAACCGCAAUGACAAUUGUGUACCUCAAGGUGAGCAGGAGUUUGCCACAGCCAACAUGGAGGGACCCUGCAGAGAGCCCCACAUCAGUGCCAAAAUAGUAGAAAAACUGGCGAGCCACCUGGUGCCUUCCCUGCAGAUCGGGGACCCUUUCAUUAUCCCUACCUUCUUGUACAUAUAUCAAAUGUUCGCCAAUACUCAACAGGUGCUGGACCUGCUGUUCAGACGGUAUGAAUACUUCCAACCUUAUUGUGAAGUUGAUGAAGAAGUAAAUAACAUCAUUUGCACUUUCCUGGACACAUGGAUGGACAAGAACCCUGCAGAGUUCUAUCAGAUCUCAGAUCUGUCCAAUCUGAAAAACCUGAAGACCUAUUUGAUUGUGAACAUGCCUUACUCUGGCAUUCUUGUUCAUGUCCAUAUGGUCCUGGCACACUUGCAGAAAGAAGAGGCCAGUGAUUCAGAGGCCAGUGAUGACGAAGAUUCAGAUCCAGGGAGCCACACAUCUUCAGAUUCAGAGAUGGAACUGUGA
Meriones unguiculatus (Mongolian gerbil) is the source of this 783-nucleotide messenger RNA. Its product is annotated as ral guanine nucleotide dissociation stimulator-like. The record is from RefSeq and is a predicted model, not a curated record. The transcript has 4 exons. Lineage: Eukaryota; Metazoa; Chordata; Mammalia; Rodentia; Muridae. Bases 1 to 783 code for a protein of 260 amino acids.